Molecule: messenger RNA, 11836 nt
Organism: Cuscuta epithymum
Lineage: Eukaryota; Viridiplantae; Streptophyta; Magnoliopsida; Solanales; Convolvulaceae
Source: the annotation of a GenBank genome assembly
GAUGGAGUCGAAGAGUGCAUCAGGAAUAGAGUGAGGGGUAAAUUUUAUCGCACAACAAUUAGACCUAUAUUAAUGUAUGACGUAGAGUAUUGGGCAGUGUCACAUUCAUAAGAUCAGUGUGACAGAGAUGUGUAUGUUGCGUUGGAUGUGUGGAAAUAUCAUAAAAGACAGUUUGAGGAAUGAGAUGAUCAGACAAAAAGUGAGAGUAGCAGCUAUAGAAGUGAUAGGGUAUUAAUUCUAGAGAGAAGUGAGAGCUAGAGAGAAAGUGAGUAAUUAUAUUUCUCAACUUGGAACCCCCAUAAUUAGCCCUUUGGGGUCUAUUUAUAGGUAAAAAUGUGGAUUUGGGCUCCUAGCCUUGGGCUUAGGAGGCCCAUUACAAUAAUCAUGCCUUCUUUGGGCGAAAUAAGGCCACUAAUGGGCUGUGUACAAUACUUAGUAAAUACAAUGAAAAAUACAUUCUGCCUGGACGAAGUCCGGACGAUGCGGUCCAUGGACGAUGCGGACCCGGACGAUGCGGUCCUGGACGAUGCGGAUUCUGGGCUUCACCCAAAGAAUCCGGGUGAUAUCUUCUUCUGUGGACGUCGCGUGCCUUUGGCCGAUGCGGGUGUCCCGCUGGUGUCUUUUGGGUCGUUGAGUAUGUGGGCCAUGGGGUCCAGGCCCAUAUACUCUAUCAGGAGUCCCCCACUCUCUGAGCUGAGAUGUAGACGAAGCGAAAGGGAGUAUCCUUGCCUUUGUUCCUAUGCCGUAGAGGUUUUCUGUGUUCUGAUCCAUUUUCUUGACGUUGCGUUUCUUCUAAGGAAUUUUGAACGUUGCGAUACCUUUCUUAUCCUUGUGCGGUCAAGCUCUGAGUGGUGUUUUUGAUUCUUGAGACGAAGCGUUGCACCGCGUAUUUGUGCGAAGCUUUAGUAGCUGAUGCGCAACUAUGUGAUGUCUCUGGACGUUGCGGUUCCUUGGGACAAUCUUCAUUUGUUUUGUUGAAGCUUUAGUAACCGAAGCUUGUCUAAGUUUCUCUGCCUGAUUGGAGCCGCUGUGUCCCGUUUUUCCCUUUUCUUUAGCCGAUGCGAUCCUCCUGUAUUGGUGGACGUAGUAGUACUGCUAACGAAUAAGCCGUUGCGCGCUGCUCUAUGUUGUGUAGUUGAUUUAGGGAUUUUAUAGCCGACACAAUCCUUAGUACUUUGAUGGUAAGCCGAUGCGAUCCUCAGUGCAUUUGAGGCAAGUUGUGCCUUUUGUUAUUGGCGAGCCGUAGCGCACCCUCUUUGCAUUAAGGCCGUUGCGUUUCUUUUCUCGUAGCCGAUACAGUCCCCCACUCCUUUGGCCGAAGAGUAUCUGAGGCACAAGGGAGUAAUGAGCCGAUGCGGUACCUAUGCGUUAGUCGCGACUCCAACCCUUAGGCGAACCUGUCCAAGGUAACCCUGUGGGAGAACCCUUGGACGAAGGCCGCAAUGCCAGGGUUAUCAUCGACGAUGCGCGCACAAGCGGCCGUAGCGGUCUAUUAAGGUUCUUUGGGUUGUUGUGAGGACGUGGAGUUUAGGUCGAUGCGUUCCUUUUUCGGAAGUAUGGGCCAAUGCUUGCUUUGGAGCUUUGUAGUAAUUGGGCCGUAGUGGUACUCGGCCGAUGCCCUGCUCCUUGUAAGGUUGAGUUGGGCCGUAGGGGUGCUUGCAUGAGUGAUUUUGAAUUGGUACCCCUUGAUAGGUUGGAGACUUGGAGGAGAGGUGGCCGUUGGUGGAGCCAAUGGGAUGGCGCCACGUGUAGUGACCGUUGGAAGGUCCCUAUAAAUACCUCCUAGCCCCGAAGCCGUUUCCUUAUUUGCAUUUGCUAAGUGUCGAAUUGCUGUUGAGAUUUCUAGAGAGAGAAGUGCUUCCCAGAAUCUUCCAAGUGUUUCUUCAAAUCUUCAAAUCUUAAAAGGUUAGACACUCUAAUUUUCCUUUGAUUUCUUCAUAUUUUGCUCCUUAGGGUGUUAGAUCUAGUGUUCUUUAGGAAAGUCACUUUGAUCCGAAAACUACCCUUAGGACGUAGCGAUAGUUGUUAUGCCGUUCCCUGACGGCUGUCGUGUUCCCUCCCCCGUUGACUUAACAGCUUCAUUGGACGAGUCUGAUUGGCCUUUUGACGACGAGGACACAUCCCCCGGGGUUGAUCUAAGAGUGGUGGAGGCUUUCAAGAUUGAGAUGGAGAACACUGCGGAUUACCGCACCUCUGUGGACGAGGAGCGUCUAAGUGCCGAUGCGGGUUCUCAACCCUCUGGUGAGGACGAAGCGAGCUCCGACCCUAAAUUCCGUGGCGACGAUGCGGGUGAUGCAUCCUCGACCGCUAUUCCUUGCCCUCCCCCAAUUACUUCGGUCCCUGGUAUCGCUCCGUCUUCCUCCAAUCCCAAGAAGCGUAAGUCGCGUCGUCGGAAGGGGUUAUCCAGUAGUCUUUCGCAGCUGGAUUUGAUGAACCUUUAUAUCAUAAGGCCGGAGGGUUCCCAAAGUGAAUAUCAGGUGGCACAGCUCUACGUCGGGCCUUAUGGGAGGGUUAGGGCAACGAAGCCGACGAACCAUGUUCUGGAUCCACCUCCCGGUUACUUCGGAGUGUAUCCGAUGAGCUUCUCCCAGGGUUUAAAGUUCCCCCUUCAUCCAUUCGUCGUGGAGUAUCUCAACAUGAUAGACCUUCCACCUGCCUUAUUAACUCCGAACAGCUAUUCUCUUAUUGUCGGGUUCCUCCUCCGAUGCGAUGAGCUUGGGAUUGAGCCAACGACGGCGUUGUUCACAAACUUAUACCGGAUCGGCCGGGGCAGCCACGAGAACUGUGCUGGGUAUGCGGCCCUCCAGCAGUUGCCAAAGAAGAGAUCUUUUACUGACCUCCCGUCGUCCAUUCAUGGGUGGAAGAGUAAGUUUUGUUUUGUGAAACUGGCCGAUGGGGUGUUCUUCCCCUCCCAAGGGCACAACAGCAUUUUUAAUUUGCACAACCCACCAAAGAGCCCUGAGAUUGAUGCUCAAGUGGAGGCGUUCCUGAAGGGUGGGCCGCGGAGCGUCAACACUUACAUCACCGAGUUUAAGAUAGCCGCUCUCGGGAUGAUGCAAUACUACAUUCUCGGCGACCCUGAUUGCGGAUUAUGGCCGAAGAUAUCUGGCUAUUUUGAGCAGGCCGACGGGCCCUAUUUUGGUGUUCGGGCCGAUGCCGAAGGUUGAUUCCUUUCCUUGGGCUUCAUUAUGUUUUGCUUUGCUUGUUUCUCUAACUUUUUUUUUUUUUUGCAUCUGCAGAUUUCACCAUGAGCCGUAAGUUGUUCAUGACCCAGGCCAAGAAGAUGGUAGACAAAGAGAUGCAGGCUGCGCAGCAAGCCGAAGCGUCCAAGAGCUCGGCUGACGGUGCGAAGGAAAAAGCCGAUGCGGCGAAAAAACCGCCGGUGAAGAGAAAGAAGAAGCCGGAAGAGGGCCAGCAGACUUUGGCCGAGGUGGGAUUGAAGGCGGCCCAAGGGCCAAGAAGACGAAGCAAAACCCCGCCUCUAGUGGUGCUGCUGCGGACGUUUCGCGGGCUGCUGUAGCGGGGGGAAAUGUUCCUGAUGUUCAGGUGAUCGAAGAUCUGACUCUGAACGAGGCGUCGGCUUCCCUUGUCCCUACGUCUCUGAAUCCUGGCAAGAAUGUCCAGGCAAGCUCCCGAGGUGGUCGCGACUUGGCCUCCGGACUGUAUGAGGUGACGGUCCGGUACCCGACGAAGGGCGGGUUAUUCAACGAGAGGGUCUCCGGCCACGACGUCUUGUUUCAGGCCAUUCCUGAUGAGGAUAGGGCGUAUCUACGCCGGCAAGGCAAGGAAGUACGCCUUUUUGAUGGUGGAUUGGACUACGUCGUCCAAGUAAGUAUAUGAUUUUGUACUUAACUUUUCUCGCCUUGCUUUCUUUUUCUGAUUCUUUAGUUCUUUCUUUACAGGGUGCCUUGAUGCUGAUGGAACAGCACCGCCGGCAAGAGGAGGAGAUUUCUCGCCUCCGGGAAGCCGAGAAGAAGGUUGCCUCAGCGGACGAAGUGCUCACUUCCUUGGAGCAGCUUCGCACCGAGACCGGAUCUUUGAAGGAUAGGGUCGACGCGGCAGAGAAGAGAGCUGCUGCUGCUGAGGAUGUGGUGAGGCAGCUCCAGAAUAAACUUGACGAAGAGGCCGCUGCUCGUCGGUUGGCAGAAGAGAAGGCCGAGGAGGCUAUGAAGCUCAAAGCUCAAGCCGAGGAGGCGGCCGAGAAAGCCAUUGACCUCUUCAUGGCCGAUGGGUGGAAGGACGACGCCCAUCGGGACUUUUGCUUCAAGGUUGUGGCUGAUCGCUUCCAGGCUUGGUCGCAAGAAGAUCCGGCCGGUCAAUCUUUUUGGAAGCAAGAGAUGGAGGUCUUCUAUGACCUUGGGCAGCGGCGUAUGCAAAUGCUGAUCUACCGGAGGCUUCGCCGACGCGUCAAGAAUCUGAGGCCACAGGGUAUCAGCCUUCCCAGGCUGAUGAAGGACUCUGAGGAGGAGUUGAAACUCCCCUUGGCCGAAAGGCAGCGUCCCAUUUUGAGCUCUGAUGAAGAAAAAGAGCCUUGGACUGAAAGCGAUGACUACCUUUUCCGGAGCUCUACCAAGUCAAAAACCGCCGAAGAUGUCGAGGACGACGCCGACAGUGGGGCCGUUGAGGGUGGCCAAGGACAAGCUGUUUAAUGUUUUCUUGUACUUGCGUUUCUUUUUAAGUUGUAGUCUCAAUGGCCGAAGCGCCCUGAUGUAUGUAAUGGCCGAAGCGCCCCCUUUGUGUAUUUUGAAUCAUUAAUUAAUGAACUCCUUUUGUCUCAGUAUAGAUGUGUAUUGUCGCUUCGUCCAUUUAGUAAUGCGUGCUUCUACUUUGAAAAUUUUUCCAGUGUCAAGAUUUUGUCUUGGAGGAUGUUGACGUCCACUCAUCAGGACGUAGUGGUCCUUUCUUCAUUUGUUGUCACCGGGGACGAUGCACCUCGUCGUCUCUUGGUGUGCCGCUUUUGUCUUGAACAACUUUUCUGAAAUUUCCUCAAGUACCAGGAAUUUGGUCUUGAAGUGUUGAACAUGCUGCGGUUGUUUGAGAUGAAGCGUUCCUCUGAUGUUUCAAGAGAUAUGCCUCCCUCAUCGGAGACGAUGCGGUUUGAUGGUGUAGUAUGUUUAGACGAAGCACGCACCCUUGAUUGUGAUUCGGGACGAGGCGCACCUUUUUGGAUAUGUUUCGGAAUUUGUCAAGUGCUCAAUCUUUCCUAUGGUGCGACGCUGCGUCCCUUGCGUGUGGCCGCACCGGCUGGAGCUCUGUGUAAAUGAAUAGAACCUCCAAGGUUUUUCUCAAGUAUAGGGAAUUGUCCCGAAGUGUUGAAGAUGUAGCGACGCGCAUCGUCUUUGCAGUAAUGUGACUUAGAAAAUUUUCUAAGUGUCAAACUCGCCUUGAUGGAGGUGUUUUUCUUUGGCUCAUCACUUGGGUUCUGUCACUUGGAGACGAUGUAACCCAUCGUCCGAGCAAUAGAAUGUGGUUUCGUGUAAUUGAAACCGGAGUGGUUCCAUUUUACGAAGUUGUGGUUGAGGCCGAAGCGCUUUCUCCGGAUUCCUGUAUGGUGAAAACCUGAUAUGUACUUAGCCGAUUUUGAGGCUUGGUUUUUGUGGGGAUUUUAUUUUAUGCUCGAGGCUGGCGAGUGCGCGGUCCGUCGGCUUCCCUCUUUUUUUUUUUUUUGAAGCGGCCGGAGGGUUACUGUCCCUUCGUCCGUGUGCGGUAGUUUGUCCGCUACGCUUUGCGCGUGAAUUAGUGCGAGGGAGUAAAUACGCCCUCGGCUUGGUAUGUCAGUGGCAUCUUUUUUGGCCUUUCCACGUCUAUCGUCGACGAGGGACCGGACUAGGCAUCGUCUUUUGACGGCCGCCCUUUGUGGUCCUGAGCGAAAUUUUACUGACGGGUGGAGUUUUUGUAACCUCGGCCUUAAUUCAGGCUUGUCGUCCUGCGGUUUCCGCGCGGACGACGCGGUAUGCUUCUCCGUUUGAAGACGUCGGACCAUGCACACAGGUCCUUCGUCCUGCAUAUCGUCGGCCGAUUUGGGUGUUUCACCGCUUGUGCCGAUACGAUAUUUGGGUGCGUUGUCUAUGCAACAGCUUUGUAGGCGCGUUGCGGAUCGCGACGGCCUUAGGUGCGUUGUGUAUUGCAACGGCUUUGGGUGCGUCGUUUAUUGCGACGGCUUUGGGUGCGUUGUUUAUUGCAACGGCUUUGGGCGCGUCGUUUAUUGUGACGGCUUUAGGUGCGUUGUCUAUUGCAAUGGCUUUAAGGGCGUUGUUUAUUGCAACGGCUUUGGGUGCGUCGUUUAUUGCGACGGCUUUAGGUGCGUCGUUUAUUGCGACGGCUUUAGGUCGCAUCGGUCUUGGGUGUUAUCACCGCUUAGGCCGAUGCGAUUUUUAGCUCUUUGAAAGAAUGGAUUGAAACAUGAUCUUUAUUCAAUAAGUGGCGCUAGGCCGAGGGUGUUUCAUUCAACCAAUAAGCCGAGGGGUGGGGGACGUUGCCCGCUUCACCACUUCUCGAGUCAUUGGUAAAAUUUCACCAGGGGGUGUACAUUCCACAAUCGUGGUACAUCUGAUCCAUUAAUAUUCUUCAGUCUGUAGGUGCCAACUUUGAUGACAGCGCUGAUGAUGUAGGGCCCUUCAUAUUUGAGGGCGAGCUUUCCUCCUUCCGUCGGCUUGCUCGCUUCCCUUCGGCGGAGGACGUAGUCCCCCACCUGGAAUUCGCGGGAGCGGACCUUGACGUCGUAAUAGGAUUUGACUUGCCGUCUGUAGUUCUCCGCUCUGAGGUAGGCCAUCUCCCGCCUUUCGUCGAUGAGGUGCAAGUCCAUCUUCAUGGCUUCUUCAUUAGCUUCGGGGUCGUAUUGUGUGACCCGUCGGCUGGGGAGGGUGACUUCAGUGGGAGCCUUGGCUUCGAAGCCGUAGCACAAAGAGAAUGGUGUCUCCUCGGUGGCCCUCCUUGGAGUAGUUCGGUAGGACCAUAGGACGUUGGGGAGCUCGUCGACCCAACUUCCGCCUUCUUCUUCAAGCUUCUUCUUUAGCCCCUCCAAGAUGGUUCUAUUGGCGUUCUCAACUUGCCCGUUGGCCUGAGGGUAGGCGACAGAGGAGAAACGAUGUUUGAUGCCCCAUUCUUGAAGGAGGCUUUGGAACGGUUCGGCCUCAAAUUGGGUGCCGUUGUCUGAUAUGAUCUCCUGAGGCACACCGAAGCGGGUAAGGAUGUUCUUGUAGAUGAACUUUCGACACCGCGCUCCGGUGAUGCUUGCGAGUGGUUCGGCCUCGACCCAUUUGGUGAAGUAGUCGAUGGCGACGAUGAUGUAUCUGUUGUUGCCUGCAGCUCUAGGUAGCGGGCCGACGAGGUCGAUGCCCCAUCUGGAAAAUGGAAUGGCAGUGCUGAUCGGGGCGUAGUUGACGGCUGCAUUUGCGGGCGACUUCCGCACAAUCGCGUGCCAUGGUCGGCCAAAAGUAGCCUUGGACGACGAGGCGGCGCGACAUGCUGAAGGGUCCCUGGUGUGAUGAGCAUACACCGCAGUAGACUUCUUCCAUGGCCACUUCGGCCUCAUUCUGGUGGAGGCACCGGAGGAGUGUGCCAUUGUAUGAUCUCUUGUAGAGCUUGUCACCCUCAAUGACAUAGCUAGGGGCCCUGAGCUUGGCUAGUUUGGCCCUCUCCUCGUCUUCUGGUAACGUGCCGGAGGUGAUGUAGGUUGCGAUGUCAGUGAUCUAGUCCUCUGGCUGGUGUUGUAUGAAGAGUAUAGGGCUAGCGUGAAUGCUUGACAUGCUCAACUCCUCCACCUUCGCUAUCUUGGAGAUGUGCUCAGGGGUGUUGGAGCUGAGUUUGGAGAGUAUGUCGGCCUCGGCGUUCUCCGCCCUUGGGAUCUGAGUGAUCUCGUAGGUAUCGAACGCCUUGAGCAAUUCCGCAGCGGCCUCCUUGUAUUGCUUCAUUCUCCCCUCUUUGGCCUCGUAGGAGCCCUCCAUCUGGUUCACUACGAGUUUGGAGUCGCAUUUGAUUCUGAUGUGGCAUGCUUUGAGGCCAGCGGCUAGUCUGACCCCACUGAGGAGCGCUUCGUACUCAGCCUCAUUGUUGGAUACUUUGAAAUUGAAGCGGAUGGCAUAGUAUGCUCUGAAACCUUCCGGGGAGAUGAGGACGACGCCACCCCCACAUGCCUUGUUGGCCGAUGACCCAUCCGUGAAGAGGGUCUAGGCUUCAUCUGGUUCAUGGUCGGUGGUGGUGACGGCCGUCUCCCUCACUGUGCAUUCCGUGACAAAGUUAGCCAAGGCUUGCCCUUUGAUAGAUGGCCUCGGCUUGAUCUCAAUCUGGUAAUGGCUCAAGAAUAUUGCCCAUUUGAUCAUCCUUGGAGAGCUGGUUGGGCUUCUCAUUAGGGCGCCCAACGGCUGAUGCGUGAGGACAUGGACGGGGUGAGCUUGGAAAUAGUGUCCAAGCUUCUUCACCGUGUGGACGAUGGCCAGCACCGUCUUCUCAAUGGGGGAGUACCUGAGCUCGGCCUCCCGCAACGUCUUGCUGACGUAGAAUAUAGCCUUUUGCACCCCGUCAUCCUCCCUGAUGAGCACAGAGCUAAUGGUCGACGUACUCACCCCCAAGUAGAGGAAGAGAGUCUCGCCGGGUUGGGGCUUAGAUAGGACGGGUGGGGAAGCGAUAUAUUGUUUCAGCUCUUCAAAGGCCUGUUGGCACUCCGUCGUCCAUUUGAAGCUGGUGGCCUUCCUCACUAUUUGGAAGAAGGGGAGCGACUUCUCCGCGGAUUUUGAGAGAAAACGGUUCAGGGCCGCGAGGUGUCCCGUCAGCCGUUGCACCUCCUUUAUGUUGCGGGGCGGCUCCAUGUUGAUAAUGGCUUGUAUCUUCUCUGGGUUUACUUCAAUGCCCCUUCGGCUGACCAGGUACCCCAGAAAUUUACCUCCCUGGACGCCGAAGGUGCACUUCUUUGGGUUGAGCCGGAGGUUGUAUUUCUUCAUGAUUUCGAAGAUGCCCCGAAGGUCGUCGGCAUGUGUUGUGGAUUGUUUGCUCUUGACGAUCAUGUCGUCGACGUAUGCUUCCAUCGUCCGGCCUAGGACUGCUCUAAAAAUCCGGGCUACCAUUCUUGUAUAAGUGGCGCCGGAAUUUUUGAGCCCGAAGGCCAUGAUGAAGUAGCAGAAAAUUCCCUCCGGGGUCAUGAAGGCAGUCUUCUCUGCGUCAUUUUCAUGCAUGGAUAUCUGGUGGUACCCUCUGAACGCGUCGAGGAACGACAUCAACUCGCACCCUGCCGUCUCGUCCACCAACUGAUCAAUGUUGGGGAGAGGGAAUGGGUCCAUUGGGCACGCCUUGUUCAGGUCAGUGUAAUCAACACACAUCCUGAACGUAGGCGGCUUUGGGGCGAGGACGACGUUCGCCAACCAUGUGGGGUACUUCACCUCUUUGAUGUGCUUGAUGUUGAGCAGCAUGGCCACUUCGGCCUUGACAAAUUCCCUCCUGUCGGCUGAGAGGUAGCGCUUCUUCUGUCUGAUGGGGGAGGAGGCCGGGUUCACCGAUAGCCGAUGUGUGAUUACCUUCGGACUGAUGCCCGGCAUGUCCUCUGGUCCCCAUGCAAAGAUGAUGGCGUACGCUCUCAGGACAGAGAGGAUGUCCCUUCGGAUAUCUUGGGGGAGCUGGGUCCCGAUCUUCAGCAUGCGUUCCGGCCGAGAGACGUCCAAUGGAACCUCUUCCACGUCUCCGACCGGUUCGGCCUUUGGUGUGUCUUCUUCGACCGAGGCGGUGGUGAUAGUAUCUAUCCGCUCCUCGGCCUCGUUAAUCUUCCUUGUGAGCUUGAGGUAGCAAACCCUGGCUAUCUUCUGGUUUCCUCUGGCGUAGCCUACGCCGUCCUUGGUGGGAAACUUGAGGCAUAGAUGUUUCAUAGAGAUGAUGGCCUCAAGGUCCUCCAAGGCCGGUCGGCCCCAGAUCAUGUUAUGGGCGUUGUCCAGGUUAACGACCACAAACUCCAUGUUUAUCUUCGCCUGAUAGGUACCGUCACCGACCACAACGGGAAGCACUAUCGUGCCCUCGGCGUCGAUAGAGUCCCCGGUGAAGCCGGAUAAUGGAGUCCGUAUCGGUCGGAGCUCGGUCUUCUUCAGCUUCAGCUGUCUGAAUGUAUCAACGUACAUCACAUUGACGGAGCUGCCAGUGUCGACGUAGUUGCGGUGGAUGAUGUUGUUGCCAAUCUCGCACUUGACGACGAGGGCGUCCCUGUGGGGCAAAGGGCCGAAGGGGAGGUCCUUGUCAGUGAAGGUGAUGGCCUCCACAUGCCGUCGCUUCGGCUGAGGGGGGCGUGGGACACCUCACCAACGUAUAGGGACUGAGCCCAUUUUUUCUGUUGGGUAGCCGAGUCCCCCCCUGUGUUUCCGCCGACGAUGAUAUGGAUGUGAUGCUUCUUCUGGCGGGGUUCCUCUUCUUCCUCGCCUUCACUGAGGGCGCCGAUCUCCCUCUUUUUCCCGGAGGAUCCUUCCCCCCUUUUGCCAGGGUUAACCCAAGUGUUACUCUUGGGGGCACCCUUGACAAAUUUGGAAAGUUCCCCCUGUCGGACGAGGCCGUCGAUGUGCCUCUUCUGAGUGGUGCAGUCAUCGGUCUUGUGGGAUGUCUGGCGGUGGUACUUGCAGUAUGUCCCUCCUUUGUGGAUUGCAAAUAUCUCCUCCUCUGAUCUGGGGUCCUUCACAAUGAGGCCCUAAGCCUCAGCGUGGUCAAGGACGACGCUCACCGGGUGGGUGAGGGGAUGCGUUGUGCCUCCAACUUUGGACGCCAUGAACGAUCCUCUCUUCGUUGUCCGCCUGGCUCCUGGUGUGCCUUCUUCUGCUGGUUCUGUCCCUUGUUGGCUGGCGCAUGGUGGGGGUUGGACGAGGAGUCCUUCUUUUGUUGCUUCUCCCCACCCUUCUUCUGGCUCAGGAGCUCGUCGGCAUCAGCGUGCCUGUCUCUGCGUCGGAGCGUCGCGAGGUAUGACCGCGGGGGCUCCGUGAACAGACUUCAGGCAAAGUGGCUCGGCCGAAGUGCUCCGCGGAGGAAGGCCAGGAGGGUGCAUUCAUCGGCUCCUUCGCACUCGUCUGCCUCCCUCGUCUAGCGAUCAAGGAAGGCUCGGAGCGUCUCCUCUGAUUGUUGCUUGAUGGUCAGGAGAUGAGCAAAAUGCUUCUUCGCAUGCUUCCUCCCAGCAAAGUGGGUGAGGAAGCGCUGAGCUAGGUCCUGCCAUGAGUCAAUGCUCCCUUCCGGAAGGUUGUUGAACCAAUCGUACGCUGGUCCUUCCAAGGUGGAGAGGAACCAGCGGCACAUGUAUUCCUCCGAAGCGUUGGUCAUCAUCAUGUUGUUCUGAUAGCGGGUGAAGUGCUCCUGGGGAUCAGUGCGGCCGUCAUAUGGCUUGAUCGGAUUCCCCUUGUACUUCUCUGGGAUGGGGGCGGAGAGCACCCUCGCAGAGAAAGGGGUCCUAGUCCGUAUUUGGAUGACAGGCUCGUCGCGUCGGUCGGCCAACUCCCUCUCUAGGGCACUGACCUUACUCAGAAGUGCAUCGUAAUUGGGAUGCUGGGAGGUAAGGGCCGCUGCGCGCCCUGCGGCCUCCCGGGCCUCCAUGUCAGCGAGGCGUCUCUCGAGACGGGCAAUGAUCUCGUCCCUGGGAUCCCUGGUGGCCGCAGCGCCACCUAGUGGAGUUUGGAUCCGGGCUGUGUGGGCCUGGUUGAUCUGGUGACGCGCAUCAUCGUCAUCCAGCUUUCCUUUGCCUUUGUCUGGUCGGGGCCGAUCCGUUGUCCGGGAAACGGACCCGAAGCUUUCCUUUGGUGAUCCUGGCUCGCGACCACCCAACAGAUCCGCAACCCUUCCCGUAGGUACCCGACGGCUCGCGAUGUCACCCAGCCUGUUAAAG